UGCUGGGUCGUGCACAGGAGAGGAAGCGGCGCGCCAUCAUGCACAUUUCUGCCGCCGCCCUGCGCCCCCGUGCGCCACAGCUGCAGGCGGCGCGGCAACGCAGCAGCAGGGGGCGCAGCAGGCGAGUGUUGAGCGUGCAAAGCCUAUUCACAGGCAUCGUGCAGGGCAAGGGCACGGUGCGGGCGGUGGACCGCAAGACCGACUUUUGUGUGUUUGACAUUGAGCUGCCCGCGGAGCGCACCGACAACGUGCAGAUCGGCGCCUCGGUGGCCAUCAACGGCACUUGCCUCACCGUGGUGGCGCAGCAGGGCGCCACGCUGCGGUUUGAUGUCAUGGUGGAGACCCUGCGGCGCACCAACCUGGGCGCCCUGCAGCCCGGCACGCAAAUCAACUUUGAGCGGUCGGCGCGGGUGGGGGACGAGAUCGGCGGGCACACGGUGUCGGGGCACGUGCACACCACCGCCACCAUCGUGGACGUGCAGGACACAGAGAACAACCGGCGGGUGGAGUACGAGGUGUCUGACCCUGCCUUCAUGAAGUACAUCCUGCCUAAGGGCUUCAUCUCGGUGGACGGCUGCAGCCUGACUGUGGGGGAGGUCACCGACACAACCUUCUCCGUCUACCUCAUCCCAGAGACGAUGCGGGUGACCGUGGCGGGGGUGAAGGGGCAGGGUGAUGUGGUGAACAUCGAGGUGGAGGCGCAGACGCAGGCCAUAGUGGACACAGUGGAGCGGGUGCUGCAGCGCUACCUGGAGGGAGGCAGGCUGACGCAGGCGCAGGCCGCGGCGCGGUAG
This is a messenger RNA of Chlorella variabilis, 794 nucleotides long. RefSeq lists its product as hypothetical. The transcript has 4 exons. Lineage: Eukaryota; Viridiplantae; Chlorophyta; Trebouxiophyceae; Chlorellales; Chlorellaceae. The record is from RefSeq and is a predicted model, not a curated record. The coding region runs from base 39 to 794 and encodes 251 amino acids. Gene Ontology annotation, biological process: riboflavin biosynthetic process. Gene Ontology annotation, molecular function: riboflavin synthase activity.